AUGCGUGGAUUGUUGGAUGUUCCUGAGGACUUGCUCCUCCUGGACACCAUCAAGAAUUCAGUUGAUUCAAAGAGUCUGGGCAGCAUCUGCGUCUCGAAGGCGAACUCCAUCACCCACAAUGGCACGGUGAUGGCACACGGCAUGAUGCAGUGCGGCACGACCAGUGAUGUCUUUUUGCGCAAGAACCUCGAGUGGUUGGCCAAGGCAUCGAACUGGGCCAAGUUCAGCGCCACUGCCUCCCUGGGUGUCAUCCACAAGGGCCACAUCAAGGAGUCGAGGUCCAUUCUGAGCACGUACCUGCCGCAACAGGGAGGCACGCGGGGCAGCCCCUACUCCGAAGGCGGAGCCCUCUACGGCAUGGGCCUGAUCCAUGCAAAUCACUACGAUCCGGAGACGAAGGAGCUCCCAGGCUAUCUCGUGGAACAGCUGCGGAAUGCCCAGGCUACGGAGGUACUCCAGCACGGGGCCUGUCUCGGCAUCGGUCUUUUGUGUAUGGCGACUGCAGACGAAAGUAUCUACGAUGAGCUGACCCAGACUUUGUACACGGACACCGCUGUCGCCGGUGAGGCAGCGGCCUAUGCCAUCGGACUCGUCAUGGUCGGUUCCGCGUCGCAGAAGGCAAUCGACGAGCUUUGCCCUUAUGGCACAUGGGCCCUUGCUUCGCGAGUGGUGUCCGAUGUUCAGACUUCAGAUCGUGGGCGGCGGACCUUCGUAAACUUCCUGGUGGUGUUCCUCUUUGCUGCGCCACCCGCAGAUGCACUGCGACCGGGGAAUGGACAGCCAUGCGCAGAUUCGGCUGUGAAGGGCCUCUCAGAGGCAGAUGCCGCAAAGCGCUUCUUCAUGUUGGCAGAGCUAGUGGAUGUCUCCGGUGUCUCUUGCCUCGACAGGCUGCGCAAUCUCCAAGCGUCCACGGACAGCCAGGGCUUCAUGCCGGACGGGGCCUGGACCAGCUGCCUGAAGAAGGCCGUGGACUACGAGGUAUGGAACAAGGACUGGACGAGACAGGCCCGGUUUCACCGGAGCAGCAAGCCCGGGGAAGAGAUCCAGGGGCCCGCAGGUCAGGUCAUAACUCUCUUCUCAGAGCGUGCUGCCGAGGCACAGCUCCACCUCGAAGACUGCUUGCAUGAGAAGGAGGAGCUCGCGCGGCGCCGCGAGGCCGUCGCCGCUGCGGCUCUUGCCCAGCAGCGCGCGAUGUCCCUGGCCUCGCUGCUGCAGGCUCGCAUGUCGAUGCUGUCCGAAGAGCCGUUGAACCGCAGCGCCGAGGAUCCCCACGAGCAGGUCGCAAGCGUAUCUGUCGCAAGUUCGGAAACAGUCUACAAGCCUCAGUGGAACCGGCUGCGCGCAUAUGCGCACGACACCCAGCACGAGAAGAUCAUCCGCGCCUGCGCCCUUGCAUUGGCCAUGAUGAUGUUCCGGAAGGAGGAGGAAGCAGAGCCCUUGAUCCAGGAGAUGCUGCUGGACAAGGAUGCGAUUUUGCGCUACGGCGGCUGCUUUGCCAUCGCUCUGGCUUACGUCGGCACCUCGCAGAAUGCCGCCAUCCGGAAGCUGCUCCACAUCUCGGUGUCAGAUGUUUCGGAUGACGUGCGCCGAGCCGCCGUGAUGGCGCUCGGCUUUGUGAUGUGCAACGUGCCAGAGCAGCUGCCUGGAGUGGUGAAACUCUUGGCCGAGAGCAAGCGCCCCAGGAUGCACCUGCCGGUGUCCCUCGUGGACACUGUUGAACAAUGCCGAGCCGCGACCCGCCAACUGCUCUUACAAACAGAGCUGGCAAUGGACGUGGAAGGUGUCGAUUUGUGUCGAACAGGCCCAGUGGCUUUGAUCCAGCUCUGCACACCCAAAGGGGACGUCUUUCUCUUCGACAUCACCACGCUUGGGCAUGAUGCUUUCAGUUUGGGACAGUUGAGCCUCGUACUGGAGUCUGAGCGCAUCUGCAAGGUGAUCUACGAUGGUCGCGCAGAUGCUGACGCUCUUUGUCAUCAGUUUGGGGUGCAGCUUCGCCAUGCCUUUGACCUGCAGGUUCAGCAUGCCUUGCGCUACAGCAAUACGAAUGACAGGUAUGUGAAGGGUCUGCAAAGGUGCCUUGAUGACUCUGGCGUUGUGGCACACUUUGAGAGGGCCAAAAUCGAGCGCAUCAAAGAGGUUGGGAAGCGCCUGUUUGUGCCCGAGCUUGGAGGACGAUCCAGCGUCUGGAUGGAGCGCCCGCUGCCGCAAGCCUUGGUGGACUAUGCUGCAUGCGAUGUCAAAUAUCUCCUGCGAGUCAAGGCUGCGUGGGCAGGCUCCACGUCGCAAGCUGUCCGGAGGGUGACCCGGGAACGACUGCGAGGCGCCAUGACUGCACAGGUUCCGGCCAAGGGCGCGCACAUGAGCGUCCGCGACUUUUCCUUGGGCCCACAUGCGCAGUACCUGGGCAGGGAAGCUGUGGCCCAGCCGCGAUGCUUCAAGUGCGGCAGCACAGGGCAUCUGGCCAGGUCCUGCCCCCUGCACGAUGACGUCUUCGACCUUGGCUACGGGAGUGACCGCAUCUACCACGACUCUCCGCAGCACUACUCUGACUACUCUCCACCUCUCACUUUUCGGGACAUAGCUCCGGAUGGCUACAUUGACUCCUCCGGCAACGAGUGGUGA
This is a messenger RNA of Symbiodinium sp. CCMP2592, 2622 nucleotides long. Lineage: Eukaryota; Dinophyceae; Suessiales; Symbiodiniaceae. The record is from the annotation of a GenBank genome assembly.